UGACACUCUGGGCCCCUCCCCAGUAGGCCAGUUAAGUAAUCCCCCCAUGAGUGGGUGGGCUCUCUGUCAGCUACAGGUGACCCUUCACAGACUCAAGGUGUUCAUGUCAGAGUCAAGGGUCCCCUUUUUCAUUUCUGGAGCAGGUCACGUCCUUCCUGGGUCUGGGAUGACAACAAAAAUCAUUCACUUCUUGGUUAAUGGGAGGCCGGAGCAAGCAGAGUUUGGAGCCGACUGCUCUGCUGCAGAUGUCAAAGAUCUGUUCCGGGCGGCUGCGGAGGCAGGGCCUCACCACAUCCUGAAGUUGUACAACACAAACGGCGGCGUGGUGAACAUCUCCCCCCUGCUGGAAGCCAACAGCGAGGACUCGUACUACCGACUGGAGGUGGUGGCGUCAAAUCUAAAGAGUGUGGGGAUGCCAAAAGAGCUGGACACCAUGGAAUACAGGCUGCAUUAUCUGGAGAGCAAAGUCAAUGAAGACUUGGGGAAGACUCCGACUAUCAUCUCUGAUCUGAAGAGCCAAGUGGAGUCUUUUAAGAGGAAGCUGGAGAGUGUGGAGCACCUGAGCUGGAUGGGUCUAUUUAAGGAGGACAGCGACCAACAGCUCUCCAAGUUGUCCCCAAAACCCCAAACCUCUCAGCUAAGCAUGCAUGAGGAGCGCCAACAAGUCCGCAGGGAGUUCCUCAACAUGAGCACGCUGCAGGUGACAGAAGAAGUGAGAGAGCAUCUGAAAACUCCCAUUUUUGACAACUGGCAGUGGGAGGAUGCGGAGAUGCUGGUGCUCCUCCAGGUGAUGUUCACCGACCUGGAGUUCCUGACGGCGUUUCACAUCGAGCUGGACGUCCUGCAGAACUUCCUGUUUAAGGUCUACUGCCACUACAACAGCAUCCCCUUCCACAACUUCAGGCACUGCUUCUGCGUCACUCAGAUGAUGUACGGGCUCAUCUGGCUGACAGACCUCCAGAGUAAAAUAGCAAGAAUCGACCUGUUGAUCAUGUUGACCUCGGCUCUGUGCCACGACCUCGACCACCCCGGCUACAACAACGUCUACCAGAUCAAUGCUCAGACCGACUUAGCUCUUCGCUACAACGACAUUUCCCCCCUGGAAAACCACCACUGUGCCGUCGCCUUCGGCAUCAUGUCCAAGCAAGAGUGCAACAUCCUAAAAAACCUGACCUGCGAGCAGUACAAAUACAUCCGAGGAGGAAUGAUUAAAUGUAUUCUGGCCACCGACAUGGCGAGACACAACGAAAUUCUCAACAAGUUCAAAACAAUGCGGCCGGUGUUCAACUUCACGAACAAGGAGCACAAGGAAGUGCUGAUGAACAUCAUGGUGAAGGUGAGUGACAUCUCCAACGAGGCGAGGCCGAUGGCCGUGGCCGAGCCCUGGCUGGACUGUCUGCUGCAGGAGUUCUUCAACCAGAGCGACACAGAGAAACUCAAAGGGCUCCCAGUGACUCCUUUCAUGGACCGAGACAAAGUGUCCAAACCGUCCUCUCAGACCAACUUCAUCCGAUUUGUCCUCCUGCCGCUCUUCAGUGAGCUCACCAAGCUGUUCCCCUGUCUGGAGCAACAUAUUCUGGAGCCGGUGCGACGGGCCCUGGAGUAUUACUCUGACCUGGAGAGAGCCAGCAAGGAGGAGGAGCGGACGACCAAAGCAUGAGGAGGAGGAAGAGGAGGAGGAGAUUCAAUACUAGCAGUGUUAGAGGACGUUAUGAAUCAUUUGAAAUUUUAUAGAGGAAUGUCAGAGUUUUAUAAUUAGUCAAAUUCUCCUGAAUAUCUUCUGUACAUGUUAUAUUUUUGGAGUAGUUGGGAAUAUGAUAUUUUUAGAUGAGGUUUCUGACAGUGAUGAGAGGUAAAGAUGUGAUGUUUUCUUUGUUUCUCAUUUGACAUGUUGUAUUUUAACUCUUAAAACAUUAACAUAUUCAAGACACCUUGAAAUUAAACUUAAUUAUUACUUUUACUUUAUAAAAGGUUUGUUUUUGCU
Molecule: messenger RNA, 1984 nt
Organism: Perca fluviatilis (European perch)
Lineage: Eukaryota; Metazoa; Chordata; Actinopteri; Perciformes; Percidae
Product: high affinity cGMP-specific 3',5'-cyclic phosphodiesterase 9A-like
Exons: 14
Coding region: 47-1660 (537 amino acids)
Biological process (GO): cGMP catabolic process
Molecular function (GO): 3',5'-cyclic-GMP phosphodiesterase activity
Source: RefSeq, a predicted model, not a curated record